Messenger RNA from Acytostelium subglobosum LB1, 1383 nucleotides. RefSeq lists its product as hypothetical. Lineage: Eukaryota; Evosea; Eumycetozoa; Acytosteliales; Acytosteliaceae. The record is from RefSeq and is a predicted model, not a curated record. Bases 1 to 1383 code for a protein of 460 amino acids. The transcript has 2 exons.
AUGGAUAUACUUAUAUACUGUUCUGAUUUCGGUCCGACAGAUCAUCAAGAAUCUGAUGAUUAUGAUAUACUUCUUGACAUGGGUCAACUUGACAUUGAUCAGAUGAUUAGGAGGUUGAUGGAUGUUGUGAAUAUUGGUCAGGUGACAUUUAGAGAGAUUGAUCUGUAUCAGUUCGAUCAAACAUUCUGGGAUAAGGUUGGUGUAUGUUUGAAAGAGUUGGAGCAUAGAGUCAUUGGCAUAUCAUAUAUAAUGUAUUAUACAUUGUUUGGAAAGCCCAAUCCAUCUUUUAACAGGGGAUCACUGCUGGACAUACCAUUCAAAUCGAUCGAGAUGGCAUUGGAGGGCAUGCCUCUGGUUUAUUUGCCAGACACCAUAAGAUCUCUUCAUCUUCAAUCAUCUUAUGAUCCAAUGCAUAUUGCACCUGGCGAUCUGACCAUGCCACUGGAGGAGCUCUAUCUUUAUGGCGACUUCUCAGCACCCCUGCUCCCUGGCACACUGCCCUCAUCACUGCGGAUACUACACAUCGCGGCCAAGUUCAACCAGCCUCUUGACCGCACCAAUCUACCAUGCUCACUCACUGAGCUCUGUCUGGAUGGAUCACAGUUCAACCAACCAGUGACAGACUUCCCUGCAUCAAUCAUCACUCUCACACUUGGCGUGCGUUAUACCAAUCGCAUCGAUCAUCUGCCAUUGCAGCACCUGGUACUUCACUCAAAUCAUGCUAUUCACAUUGCCAUGGUUGAGCUGAGGUAUCUUCGCGUAUUGAAAUUGAUGUCAUCAACUUUGAUUGAUUUGGACGCCAUCACAUCGACCUACUUUCCAAACCUGGACAAGCUUUGCCUGCCAAUGAUCACAUCGACCUCUGACCUGACAACACUGCCUGCGUCAUUGAGGAGGCUGAAUGUUGAGCCAUAUAUACCACAAGAGCCACAUCUAAUCUAUCCCAAUGGAAUCACCAGUCUUACAAUCGAUCGCUCUUAUCUCACAUUCGAUAAGGUGGCCGCAUUCAAUGUUCAAGGCCUGCCCUCAUCGCUCACUCGUUUGAAGUUGGUCAACAAGUCCUACUACAUUGAACCCAGUGAACUGCCCCCAUCGAUCAGGGAACUAUACUAUCAUCGUGCCAAACCUGAGCACGCUCUUGCAAUCAUGAAGGGGUUACCGCCAUCAAUCAGAUUGAUCCAGAUACCUUUGGCUGAGGUGCCAGCACAGACAUUCAUUCGAGUCAAUGAUACCAUUCUCCUCAGACUUAAGGGAGGAGUAGUUGCGAACGAAUGCAUGUCUGGUGGGUUUGUCAAUAUCCAGUCAAUCAUCAAAUGUUUGGAACAGGACAUGGUGGACGCUGACGACAACGAUGAAGAUACAGAUAAUUUGUUAUGGCACUAG